AGCAAGACAGAAAUCAGAGCUGGACGGUGCGGAGAGCGGAGACCAACGUGUCUCCUCUCGUGCAUGCGUUUGCGCGUGUGUUUGUGUGCGUGCACACGGAAAGACUGCGCGGAGAGACGUAUGCGUGGCGCGGUGAGAAACGUGUUACGAACAGUGACAGACAAGAUGGCGGUGUGCCUUGUACGGUGGUAACGACGGUGGUGCGUACAGCACGUUGAAAUAAAAAAAGACAAGUGGAACGCAGGUGUCCAGGUAAGGGGGUUGACAGCUGGACAACGUAGUAUGGAGCCAGCUCUUGCGUCGACCACAAGACGUCGCGGUCAUCAGCAUCAUCCGCGACACGCAACGCGCCGACGUCUUGACGCCUCCAGCAGAGGACCCGCGCAGUGUGGCCCUGCUGGCUUUAUUAAAAAUGCGGCGAUCGACGUUAACGAAACGUCACCUACGUCGACGAGACUCGAGGAAAAGAGCAAUGUCAUCGACACGGAAUGCUCUCCCGCGGUGACAAGAGCAACGAUCGUCGGCGCGAGGUGGCUCCGAGAUCCAACGGUAGUGGGAUCCACGAACGAAUCACGAAAGGAUCAAUUAACAACGAAGAAAGACACGAGCAACGCGAAGAACACUCUCGAGAAAAAUGACAAGGAGAACAUCCGACAGAGGCUCGCGCAGUGUAGCCUGGAUGUUCUCAACGAACGACACGAGCAGUCCGUUCACCAGAAAAACGAAACCGAGAGCUAUGACAGCUUUGACAUCGAACCGUUGGACAGGUCUCGAACGGGACCACGUGGGAAGAACGUAUACAAAGACGAUUCCUUCGAAUCGAGAAGCAAAGGAACAUCUCUCGAGCCCGAGCACGCGGUCGCGAGGGCUCGAGGUGACGGGACCUCCGACGACGAGUCAACGAACGUCGAGGAAGAUCCUGAGCUUGCCGAACUCGCCUUGCUUAGGUGUCCCAGCGAGAGGGCAGAGGUACAGGCUGAGAGAGAGGCCAGAAGAAGGAGAUGCGCCGAUUAUCCUGGACUGGCGUUUGGCUCUUCCAUAUUCUCCAGCGACACGAUGAUCAAGUUCAGUCUCAUUAGGAACGAAUUGCAGAACAUUAUGGGAAACCAACUGAAACGGGCUGAAUCAGAGGUUGCAGCCCUGAAUCGUCGCAUUCAGCUGCUGGAGGAGGACCUCGAGAGAUCCGAGGAGCGCCUCGCGACCGCCACUGCUAAAUUAGCAGAGGCGUCGCAAGCCGCAGAUGAGAGCGAACGAGCCCGCAAGAUUCUCGAGAAUCGCAGCUUGGCGGACGAAGAGCGUAUGGACGCCCUCGAAAAUCAGCUGAAGGAGGCCAGGUUCCUUGCUGAAGAGGCUGACAAGAAAUAUGAUGAGGUCGCCCGUAAAUUGGCCAUGGUUGAGGCCGAUCUAGAACGCGCCGAGGAACGUGCCGAGGCCGGAGAGUCAAAGAUCGUCGAGCUGGAAGAGGAAUUACGCGUGGUUGGCAACAACUUGAAAUCCCUCGAGGUCUCCGAAGAGAAGGCGACGCAAAGAGAGGAGACUUUCGUGGGCCAGGUGAAGAUACUGGACAGCCAAUUGAAAGAGGCUGAAGCUCGCGCCGAGUUCGCAGAAAGAUCCGUGCAGAAACUCCAGAAAGAGGUCGACAGGCUCGAAGACGACCUUGCCGCUGAGAGAGAGAAAAACAAAUUGCUCCAGGAGGAGAUGGAAGCCACCCUGCAUGACAUCCAGAACAUGUAGAUCGUGUCUCGCGGCGGACAGAGAGACACGGCUUAAACACACACAAAUUAUAGACACGUUCAGAGACAGAGAGAAAGAGAAAGAGUGAGAGUGUGUUAGGGAUACAGAGAAAGAUAGACGAAUAAAAAAAAAAAUGAAGAGCUAAAUGUCAGAUUGGGAAAAGGGAAAUAGAACGAAAACAGACGUCAGGGAAAAAGAGAUAGAGAGAGAGAGAGAGAGAGCGACAAAAUGAUUGAUAAAAAAACACGCUGUGCGACGCGAGCGCUUUCGUGUGUAUGGUGCACACCCCCACGUUAACAUUUACGGACAUGAAAACCCAUUCGCAGUCUCUUUUAGGCUAGACUCACAUCCCCCCCCCCCCCCCUACCAUUGUAUGCCCAAUCAACAAAUGCGCCGGUUGCGCGCUUCUUCUUACGUGUGUAUGCUUGUGUGCGUGUGUUGUUGUUGCAUGUCUGUGUGUUUUGCGCGCGAGAGAAACUCAGAGAGACAGAAGGGCGGAUUGAGAGACGAUAAUGGACGACGGAUAAAGAGAGGCCAGAGGUAGGCUGCGGUUUGUCAAAGGGAUUCGAAGGUAGUUUCCCCUUCGCCUUCGAACUUUUCUUUUUUUCUUUUUCUUUUGCGUUUUUCAGUUUGACGUCGGAGUUGUUUCCCUUUUGACGCGGCUGCGUUUCCCUUCAUUUACGUUGGAUGUUCAACCGUGUCUUCGGCAUAGAGAAUGAUGAUUUCCACGAAGCUUAUGAAAGAUGUACCGAGCAUACUGGACGCAGUGGUUCUUAGCUCUCUGGAAGCUCUAGACUCUAGCAUCAACUGGUGGACGUUCUUUUAAUAUAGCAAGAACCAUUAUGUUUGGAGUGAUUGGUACACGUUUGAUGCGCUUCGUGUGAAGUAGCUCAGUCUGACACAGUCAUCAGUGACUCUUGCCCCUCUAGACUCUAGUAUCUACUAGUAAUCGCAGAUAGAGCAAGAAUCACUAUGUUCAAUCUUCUUGAUAUACGUUUGACGUGCCUGGUGUGAACUAGUUCAGUCUAACAUAGUCAUCAAGCACAGGUGCUGGCCUCAGUGGUUCUUGCCCUUUUAAGAGGACAAUUAGUCCCAACAAGGAGCUAAUGUCUUUCUCCUAGAAAAGCAAGAAUCACCUAGGGCACUUGAUGUAACGCGAUUCAGUACUGCUAAGUGCCAAUUGAAAACUUAACUUUCGAUAGUCAUUUAUCAAGAAUAAGGUUCUCCAAAUAAUGAAAGAUUUUGAUCUAGUGAAAGAGCUCCUAUUUUCGAUACCGACUAUCUCUGGUUAGUGUUUCCAAUGGAGAGCUAGCAUAAUGCCGCGAAUACGAUACGAACCACGGAAAUUGUAGACGUAGUGGGAACGCAGAGGGGGACGAGUACAAGUACGGUAUAGUUGAGCGAAACAAGACACAGAGGCGAUCGAUCCAAGCGUAUACGCGUCGGGAAAGAAUUUCCAAACGACUUUGUCGAGUAUUUUCAGACAUGGCUGCGUUCCGUCCACGCGUAUCCUCUCGAUUACUUCAAGGCCGCUGGGUCACUAUCGCGCUAGUUAACAUCUGAUCCAAGUUAAUUCCACGUCGAAGCUGAAGCAAUCCAGCAUUUGGUACUUUUAGGGUCAAUUAGAGAUGGUUUAAUCCUCCAUUUUCUGAAUUUUAUUUAAUUUCAUUUCGUGGCACGUCCACGAACUAAUUCAUGCUUCAAUUAGAGAACCUCCCUCGAGAGAGAUAUAGCAACGACAAGUGGCUGAACUUAUAUCGAGUUCACGGGAAUAGUAAAAUAAAACUGAACGCAACCUUGAAGAGGAAUAUUUGACAGAUUCAACCAAGCCAGACGUCUUUCCUCGACGUAGAGCCGAGUCGCGGGUUCCCCGUUUAAGGAAAGAGAAGCAACACGCGCUAGUUUGCUUCUCGUCGCCUACAUUCCGCAUUCCCAGCGGCUCAGCGUCCGCGAGAAGGAGUACCUUCUUCUUCCACGCUCAAUUCCCUUAUUCGUGAUAUUCUUGAUGGUGAUUUUUUUAAAAGACGCUCACUGCCAGCAUUCCUUAGCGAGGAUGAAAAAUUUGUCGCGAUUCGUGAUUCACUGUCAAACUGAUUCGCGACAGUUCCACGAUUUACGUAGUUGAAUAAAGUUAGAUAGAUCUAGACGUAAAGUUAGCGUAAACGUAGAGCUUAGCUUGCGACCUAAAAACUGCAAUGGAGUUUUGUCGACGAUCGAUAGAGCCAACCUGUUAUGAAGUUUUCUAUAUUUGUAUUCCAAUUCUGUAGACGCGCGUUACGAUAUGACCAAAAGAAGCACAGUUUUCAAUAACUCUUAAAAAGAGCAGGUCGAAAGAGUGAAAUAACAUUUUUCCGUGUCGGCCUCCAUUUUCGAGAAAAUCGGCUCCGAAUGCGCUUGCCCUAGGCACGCACAUGGUAGCGUGCCCUGCGUGCUUUCGAACUCAAUUUUCUGAAAAGUGGAGGCUUCAAGGAAAAAACUUCCUUCUUCAUUUUUUCAUUUGCAUUUAAUUUGAACAGCGUAUCUGUACGCUAUUAUUCCAAGGGCCUGCAAUCGUUAAGCAUUCCUCGACGCGAUGAUGAAUAUGUUAUUUCGACGAGACGAUCGUUCAGACGCUGAGCCACUCGACGCAGUUACCGUUCGUGCCUGUAUAUAUUUAUUAUCGUAGAAGUAAUAAUCACGGCCAAUCGAACCUCGACGCGGGAAACGCGUUUCCGCGAGUCACGCAUCAAAGAAAGAGAAAAAGAAACGAGGGUAAAAAAAAAGAAGAGUAAAGAACUUUUACUUCGCGACGCAUUAGUUCGCCGAUUUGCAUUAGUGUUGCAUUAUAAACUUUUUUCUUCUCUUUGCGAUCGCGAGGGCCGACCUCAAAGAGACGCCGCGCGCACACUGCCCAACGGGACCGUUUUCGACGCGUUUCGAUCCCUUCGACGAUCCCUGUAGCGAUUCUCCCGCAGCGGAAGUCUCCUCGGGUGUCUUUUCGAGGCGUAUCCGAUGAGUCUGCUACAUACUUUGUCAAUAAGAUUCGUUUAUAAGGUUCUCAAGCAUAGUUUGUGCAAUAUUUAAACGAACUCGAUCCGCACGCGUCCAGGCUGUGCGUAUCCUCCGGUUCGGUCGAAAGAGUCGUUUUAUUUAUAUAAAAUCCCGUGUCGAAAUUUUGUCUGAUUGCGAGAUCUCAGAAAGUCACCCGAAGAGAGGGAUAGAGAGAGAAGUAUAACGUGUCCUCGGAGACAGCACGACGAUCGAAACCGCAAUUAAAGGAUAAAUAAAGCACAAUUACGAUUUUCCAACGCGUCCUGCCGAUUAAACGAUAAUAAUUUUUGUUAUCACGAUUUUCACCCCUCCGAGACAAGAAUAUCGAGAGAGAAAGAGAGAGGAAGAGAGAAUGGGAGAAAGACGAAAGAAUUAAAAAAAUAUAUAUAAAAAACAACUACAUGGAAACGCAGAUACUUGAGUUCACGAGAGAGUUUUAGUUUAUUAAUUUACUUAAUAUUAAUAAAACGAAUGGAACGAUAAUAACACUAAUAUCAUUGUAAUGAUAAUGAUUAUUAUAUAUAUUGCUAUUAUUAUAAAACUGUUUAUAAUAUAUAUUUUAAUUUUGAAAAAACA
This is a messenger RNA of Hylaeus anthracinus, 5340 nucleotides long. It is a transcript of the gene Tm1, whose product is annotated as tropomyosin Per a 7.0102. Gene Ontology annotation, molecular function: actin filament binding. The coding region runs from base 283 to 1734 and encodes 483 amino acids. Gene Ontology annotation, biological process: muscle contraction; actin filament organization. Gene Ontology annotation, cellular component: actin filament. The transcript is spliced from 8 exons. Lineage: Eukaryota; Metazoa; Arthropoda; Insecta; Hymenoptera; Colletidae. The record is from RefSeq and is a predicted model, not a curated record.